Molecule: messenger RNA, 3836 nt
Organism: Nematolebias whitei (Rio pearlfish)
Lineage: Eukaryota; Metazoa; Chordata; Actinopteri; Cyprinodontiformes; Rivulidae
Product: Golgi apparatus protein 1
Exons: 26
Coding region: 1-3399 (1132 amino acids)
Cellular component (GO): Golgi membrane
Molecular function (GO): fibroblast growth factor binding
Source: RefSeq, a predicted model, not a curated record
AUGGCGGCGUAUGGUGGCUCUCCUCUGCGGUUGAUGCUUCUGACGUGUGCGUGUCUCUGUAGCUUCGUGUCCGUCCUGAGCUUGAAGGUUCCGAGAGGCUUGAUCGAGCCUAGAGCCGUGGACCCGCCGGGCAAGGAUGCACCUGUCGCCGCCGGGGCCUCUCAACCUCGAAGGGCGACGGGUUGGAAGCUAGCGGAGGAGGAGGCCUGCCGGGACGACCUGACCCGCCUCUGCCCCAAGCACACCUGGACCAACAACCUGGCCGUCCUGGAGUGUCUGCAGGACCGCAGAGAGGAAAUCGAUAUUGCUCCUGACUGUAACCAUCUUUUGUGGAACUACAAAUUAAAUCUGACGACAGAUUUGAAGUUCGAGUCUGUGGCCACGGAGGUGUGCAAGAGCACCAUCGCUGAGAUCAAUGAGUGUAACGAAGAGGAGCGAGGGAGGGGGUAUCUGGUGUCAUGUCUUGUGGAUCAUCGAAGCAACAUCAGCGAAUACCAGUGCAACCAGUACGUCACCAAGAUUACCAGUAUAAUCUUCAGCGACUACAGACUGAUCUGUGGCUUUAUGGACAAAUGUAAAGAAGACAUAAACAAUCUGCGCUGCGGCAGCAUCAACAUGGGACAAAAGGACGUCCACUCCCAGGGCGAGGUGAUCGCAUGUCUGGAGAAGGCGCUGGUGAGGCAGGCGGAGCAGUUAAAUCAUGUUCAUUCAAUCAAAGAAGAGUGUCAGAAAGCUAUCCUUCGGGUGGCCGAGCUCUCAUCAGAUGACUUUCACCUUGACAGACAUCUUUACUUCGCCUGCAGGGACGACCGCGAGAGAUUCUGUCAAAACGUUCAGGCAGGAGAAGGGAAAGUCUACAAGUGUCUGUUUAAUCACAAGUUUGAAGAAGCCAUGUCAGAAAAGUGUCGCGACGCCCUGACGACCCGACAGAAGCUGAUCUCCCAGGACUACAGAGUUAGUUACUCCUUGGCGAAGUCUUGCAAGCUGGACCUGAGGAAGCAGCGCUGCAGCCUGGACACCAACCUGCCUCGAGCCCGUGAGGCUCGACUGUCGUACCUGCUGCUGUGCCUGGAGGCUGCUGUGCACCGAGGGCGCUCAGUUAGCGGGGAGUGUCAAGGCGAAAUGUUGGACUUCCGGCGAAUGCUGAUGGAGGAUUUUUCUCUGAGUCCAGAAAUCGUUCUUCACUGUCGCACAGAGAUCGAGGCUCAGUGCUCUGGUCUGCACCGCAAAGGCCGCACAUUGCACUGCCUGAUGCGGAUCGGUCGAGGUGACCGCAGCGCUCCUAUCGACAGCGUCUGUCAGAGCGCAUUGCAGACUUUGAUUCAGUCCGCCGACCCUGGAGCUGAUUAUCGAAUCGACCGAGCGCUCAACGAGGCCUGUGAAUCUGUCAUCCAGACCGCCUGUAAACACAUCCGCAGCGGAGACCCAAUGAUCCUGUCUUGCCUGAUGGAGCAUCUGUACACAGAGAAGAUGGUGGAGGACUGUGAGCACCGGCUGCUGGAGCUACAGUAUUUCAUAUCCAGAGACUGGAAGCUGGACCCCAUCCUGUAUAGGAAGUGUCAGGGUGAUGCUGCACGGCUCUGCCACACACACAGCUGGAAUGAGACCAGUGAGCUCAUGCCGCCAGGGGCAGUUUUCUCCUGUUUAUACCGACAUGCCUAUCGCACAGAGGAGCAAGGACGGCGGUUGUCUCGAGACUGUAAAGUUGAGGUUCAGAGGAUCCUCCACCAGAGAGCGUUGGAUGUGAAGUUGGAUCCGGACCUGCAGAAACGCUGCAUGACUGACCUCGGCAAGUGGUGCAGCGAAAAGACGGACAUGGGACAGGAACUGGAGUGUCUGCAGGAUCAUUUGGAAGAUCUUGUGUCCAGCUGCAGAGAAGUUGUUGGCAACCUGACAGAGCUGGAGUCAGAGGACAUCCAGAUUGACGCUCUGCUCAUCAGAGCCUGUGAUCCUAUCAUCCAGGCCCACUGCCAUGACGUUGCAGAUAACCAGAUUGAUACAGGUGACCUGAUGGAGUGUUUGGUUCAGAAUAAACACCAGAAGGAGAUGAACGACAAGUGUGCAGUCGGCGUUACACACUUCCAGCUGGUUCAAAUGAAGGACUUCAGGUUCUCCUACAAGUUCAAAAUGGCCUGCAAGGAAGAUGUUCUGCGCUUGUGUCCAAACAUCAAGAAAAAGGUGGAUGUUGUCAUCUGUCUCAGCACCACAGUGAGGAACGACACGCUGCAAGACGUUCGGGAGCAGCGGGUGUCUCUGAAAUGCCGCAAACAGCUGCGGGUGGAGGAGCUUGAGAUGUCAGAAGAUAUCCGGUUGGAGCCAGAGUUGUACGAUCCCUGCAAGGCAGACAUCAGCCGUCUGUGUCCCAACGUGGCCUUCGGGAACGCUCAGAUGAUCGAGUGUCUGAAGGAGCAGAAGAAGCAGCUGAGUCAGCGCUGCCAUCAGCGCAUCUUCAAGCUGCAGGAGGUGGAGAUGGGCGACCCCGAGCUCGACUACCAGCUGAUGAGAGUCUGCAAGCAGAUGAUCAAACGUUUCUGCACAGAGACCGAUGCCAGGACCGUCCUGCAGUGCCUGAAACAGAAUAAGAACAGCGAGCUGAUGGAUCCAAAGUGCAAACAGAUGAUCACCAAGAGACAGAUCACACAGAACACAGACUACAGGUUGAACCCGGUGUUGAGGAAAGCGUGUCGAGCCGACAUCCCAAAGUUCUGCCAGUCCAUCCUGAACAAAGCCAGCAAGGACAGUGAGCUGGAGGGUCAGGUCAUCGGCUGCCUCAAACUCAAAUACGCCGAUCAGAGGUUGUCUCCAGAUUGUGAAGACCAGAUCAGAGUGAUUCUGCAGGAGUCGGCCCUCGACUACAGACUGGACCCCCAGCUGCAGAUGCACUGCUCAGACGAGAUCUCCAGACUGUGUGCAGAGGAGGCAGCAGCUCAGGAGCAGACGGGUCAGGUGGAGGAGUGUCUGAAGGUCAACCUCCUAAAGAUUAAACAAGAAGUCUGCAAAAAGGAGGUUCUGAACAUGCUGAAGGAGAGUAAAGCAGACAUAUUUGUGGACCCUGUCCUCCACACAGCCUGCGCUCUGGACCUCAAGCACCACUGUGCUGCCAUCACGCCUGGCAGAGGGAGACAAAUGUCGUGUUUGAUGGAGUCGCUGCAGGACAAGAGAAUCCGUCUGCAGCCUGAGUGCAAGAAAAGACUUCAGGACCGCAUCGACAUGUGGAGCUACGCUGCGAAGGUGGCGCCGGCAGAGGGCUUCUCGGACCUGGCUGUCCAGGUGAUGAUGUCUCCCUCCAAGAACUUCAUCCUGCUGAUGAUCGCUCUGAGCGUGUGCGUCCUCUUCCUGGUGGGGCUGCUGUGUGGUCGGAUCACGAAGCGAGUGACGAGAGAACUGAAGAACCGGUAAAGCCUGGGUUUCAGGAAGGAUGGACCUCUCACGCCCUCCUCCUCCUCCUCCAUCAGUCACUCCAUCCUGUAAACAUCUGGACCCCCUCCUCUGUUGACACCCAAACACUUCAGAGUUCUGAUUGUUUGUGCCCAGACUGCUGGAGGGCGUGAGGCCGUCCGUUCUCCAUGAACGCUGUGGAUUGACUCGGGGGCUGCUGCUCCUGGUUCGUUUCUCGUGACAUUUACCGGAGACUGAUUGUUGCUUUGUCUGCAGCUGCCCGAUCAGCACAUGGAAACACUGAGGCAUACUCUGCUGUUAAAUCCUGAGACCAUGCCGUUGCUUUGAAGCGCCUAUAAUCAUCCGUCAUCAUCCUCCCCCCACCAAAAUAUAAUCUGACCUGCUUCUGUCCGAUCAGUUUAGGCCUUUUGGUUUUGCUGAAGACCGACUGCUCUUCA